Helianthus annuus (common sunflower) is the source of this 1368-nucleotide messenger RNA. RefSeq lists its product as uncharacterized. Bases 1 to 1368 code for a protein of 455 amino acids. The transcript has 5 exons. The record is from RefSeq and is a predicted model, not a curated record. Lineage: Eukaryota; Viridiplantae; Streptophyta; Magnoliopsida; Asterales; Asteraceae.
AUGGAUGACAGUUAUAGAAAUGUGAAAAAGGAUGGAUGGGUCAAAAGAUUUAAAUAUUUUGUGAGUUUGCAGAAUGAAACUUUGGAAGAGUUAGAAAACCGAUAUGGAGUCUUACUUGAAUACUUGAAAGAACAUGAGAUAUUUCUAUCAGAUGGUGAAAAGAUAGAAAAGUUUGCAGAUGCAUUACCUGUUGAAUGGAGUGAAUGUUUAGAAAAUUUAAGGAAGGAUUCCAGUUUUUCAAAAUUACAUCUAAACAAAUUCAUCAGCAAACUUAAAACUCAUGAAGUUGAAAGCAGAAAGAAAAGAAAAGAUAUGAUUAAAGUGUUGGAAAAUCAUGUGUUGGGUUUGGGUUUAGAUGUGAUUGAGGAGAUGUGUACAGUCAGGGCAAAUGAAAAGGAAGCUUCAAGUGCUGAGGAAUCUGCAAAGAUUGCGUUGUCAAAUUGUGAAACAGUGUGCUCUAAGUGUGACAGCUUCAAGACUGACUAUGACAAACUGUUGAAUGCGGAAAGUUUGACAUCAAAAGUCAAGGAGUUGGAAGUUGAGAAGCAAACUGAUGAAAAACAGAUUCUGAAUGAAACUUUGGAAGAGUUAGAAAACCGAUAUGGAGUCUUACUUGAAUACUUGAAAGAACAUGAGAUAUUUCUAUCAGAUGGUGAAAAGAUAGAAAAGUUUGCAGAUGCAUUACCUGUUGAAUGGAGUGAAUGUUUAGAAAAUUUAAGGAAGGAUUCCAAUUUUUCAAAAUUACAUCUAAACAAAUUUAUCAGCAAACUUAAAACUCAUGAAGUUGAAAGCAGAAAGAAAAGAAAAGAUAUGAUUAAAGUGUUGGAAAAUCAUGUGUUGGGUUUGGGUUUAGAUGUGAUUGAGGAGAUGAUCAAAAGGAUAGUUGAAUGUGUUAGAGCAAAAUAUGUGAUGAAAUACGAUUUUAAGAGAGGUACAGUCAGGGCAAAUGAAAAGGAAGCUUCAAGUGCUGAGGAAUCUGCAAAGUUUGCGUUGUCAAAUUGUGAAACAGUGUGCUCUAAGUGUGACAGCUUCAAGACUGACUAUGACAAACUGUUGAAGAAUGCGGAAAGUUUGACAUCAAAAGUCAAGGAGUUGGAAGUUGAGAAGCAAACUGAUGAAAAACAGAUUCUGAAUAAAUCCGAGCCGCCUAGAUUAAAGCAGACUGAAGACAACAGAGACAAAUCGAGGGCUCUCGCUGUGAUUUACGAUGAUGAGGGGUACGAUUGCAGUAAGGAAGUUCUACCGGAAGAAGAUGAGGUGGGUUACGCAUUCAUGGCAAGCAACGAUGAUCCGAUUCCGUGGAAAGAUGAUCGUACUGACAACAGAAGUACUGUUAUCGAAAAAAGAUUGCUGAAAACAGAAUCUUGA